GCGGGCCGCGGAAGUGGGCGCGGGCUCGGUGGAGGCCUGCAGGACCGAGUGCGGCCGGGGCCCGGCUUGCCGCGCGAGGCGGAGCGUCAUGGACGAAGCCGGCAGCUCUGCCAGCGGAGGCGGCUUCCGCCCGGGCGUAGACAGCCUGGACGAGCCGCCCAACAGCCGCAUCUUCCUGGUGAUCAGCAAGUACACGCCGGAGUCGGUGAUCCGCGAGAGCUUCGCGCCCUUCGGGGACAUCCAGGACAUCUGGGUGGUGCGCGACAAGCACACCAAGGAGUCCAAGGGCAUCGCCUUCGUCAAGUUCGCCCGCAGCUCGCAGGCCUGUAAGGCCAUGGAGGAGAUGCACGGGCAGUGCCUGGGUCCCAGCGACUCCAAGCCCAUCAAGGUUUUUAUUGCUCAAUCGCGAUCAUCUGGAAGUCAUCGGGAUGUUGAAGAUGAAGAACUUACAAGAAUCUUUGUUAUGAUACCAAAGUCCUAUACAGAGGAAGACCUGCGAGAAAAAUUUAAGGUGUAUGGCGAUAUUGAGUAUUGCAGCAUCAUUAAGAACAAAGUCACUGGAGAAAGUAAAGGUCUGGGCUACGUAAGAUAUUUAAAACCAUCACAAGCUGCACAAGCAAUAGAAAACUGUGAUCGAAGUUUUAGGGCAAUCUUGGCUGAACCUAAAAAUAAAACGUCUGAAUCCUCAGAACAAGAUUAUUAUAGUAGUAUGAGACAGGAGGCUUUGGGACAUGAACCAAGGAUAAGUACAUUUCCAUUUGAACAACAAUCUGAAUUUUCAAGUUUUGACAAGAAUGACAACAGAGGCCAGGAAGCUAUCUCCAAACGCCUGUCAGUUGUAUCAAGAGUUCCCUUCACAGAAGAGCAGCUUUUCAGCAUUUUCGAUAUUAUACCAGGACUAGAAUACUGUGAAGUUCAGCGAGAUCCUUAUUCAAGUUACGGUCAUGGAGUGGUUCAGUAUUUUAAUGUAGCAUCAGCUAUAUAUGCAAAGUACAAGUUGCAUGGAUUUCAGUACCCCCCUGGAAACCGGUUGGGUGUUAACUUCAUUGAUGAUGGGAGUAAUGCAACAGAUCUCCUUAGAAAAAUGGCAUCACAGAUGGUAGCUUCACAGCUUGCGUCCAUGGUCUGGAAUAACCCAAGUCAGCAACAAUUACUGCAAUUUGGGGGAAGUUCUGGAUCGCAGUUGCCUCAAAUCCAAACAGAUGUUAUCCUCCCAUCAUGCAAAAAAAAAGCUCCUCCUGAAACUCCCGUGAAAGAAAGACUUUUUAUCGUGUUUAAUCCUCAUCCUUUACCUUUAGAUGUACUAGAGGAUAUAUUCUGUCGUUUUGGUAACCUGAUUGAAGUUUACCUUGUAUCAGGAAAAAAUGUGGGGUAUGCCAAGUAUGCUGACAGACUAAGCGCUAAUGAUGCCAUUGCUACUUUGCAUGGCAAGAUCCUGAAUGGGGUCAGACUAAAAGUUAUGCUGGCAGAUUCCCCAAGAGAAGAGUCUAACAAACGGCAACGAACUUACUGAUUCUUGAG
Messenger RNA from Dipodomys spectabilis (banner-tailed kangaroo rat), 1521 nucleotides. It is a transcript of the gene Rbm45, whose product is annotated as RNA binding motif protein 45. The transcript is spliced from 9 exons. Gene Ontology annotation, molecular function: RNA binding. Bases 89 to 1513 code for a protein of 474 amino acids. Gene Ontology annotation, cellular component: ribonucleoprotein complex. The record is from RefSeq and is a predicted model, not a curated record. Lineage: Eukaryota; Metazoa; Chordata; Mammalia; Rodentia; Heteromyidae.